This is a messenger RNA of Eremomyces bilateralis CBS 781.70, 2228 nucleotides long. RefSeq names its product WD40 repeat-like protein. Gene Ontology annotation, molecular function: protein binding. The coding region runs from base 208 to 1869 and encodes 553 amino acids. Gene Ontology annotation, biological process: rRNA processing; positive regulation of transcription by RNA polymerase I. The record is from RefSeq and is a predicted model, not a curated record. Lineage: Eukaryota; Fungi; Ascomycota; Dothideomycetes; Eremomycetales; Eremomycetaceae. The transcript has 3 exons. Gene Ontology annotation, cellular component: nucleolus.
CGAAGAUCUAUUCCGUUUCACUAGAAUUGACUAAGUUUGACGAGACGAAUCCAAAACUGUGCUUGUCGCUCGAAUUAAGGCCAGAGUUACUCUUCAAGGGGUUUCUGCGGUGUUUCCUAACUGUUUCCCGUUCAAAUUCGACUCAGAAUGAGCUACUAGUCCAACCUUUCUUCAUUCAAGACUUCCGAUACAGUCCAUCCAUUCGCCAUGGCCGCCGAAGUCCUCCCCCUCCAACCCAUCACUGCCCCCGCCGGCCCCGAACCCCUCACCCCCGACCAACGCUACUGGUCCUCCUUCCGCAACCCCAUCUCCGUCCCCUCUGCCUCCUCCGCCCCCGUCACCAGCAUCACCGUCCCCCACUGGAGCCCCGUCCUCCCCUCCGCCUCCCGCACCGCCAACCCCCUCUUCGCCGUCACCACCGCGCCCCGCAUUCACCUCUUCGCUACCCCCCACCAACCCUCCCGCACCAUCGCGCGCGUCGCCCCCGGUGCCUCCUUCCACAGCGCGCACGUCCGCCCGACCGACUCCCGCCUCGUCGUCGCCGGCACCUCCAGCGCCCUCCUGCAGGUCUUCGACACCACAUCGCGCGCGAUCCUGCGUACGUGGAAGGAACACAAGCAGGCGGUGCGCGUGGCGCGAUGGCAUCCGCGCAGCGCGACGACAUUGCUGAGCGCCGGCGAUGAUGGGACGGUGAGGAUCUGGGAUCUGAGCGAGGAGAGUAGUGUGGGGACGUGGGGGACGCAGGGGGGUGAGUAUGUGCGGGCGGCGGAGUGGUUAAGGGCGGAUGAAGGGGGCACACCGGGGACGGAGAGUCAGAAUACGUGGGUCACGGGGGGUUAUGACUCGGUGGUGAGAGUGUGGGAUCAGAGAGUAGGAGGAGGCGCAGGGAAUCGUGGGGCGGUUAUGGCGUUUAAGAUGUCGGAUCCUGUCGAGUCAGUCAUGCCACUGCCCGGGUCGACGCAAGUGGUUGCGGCUGCCGGAAGCAAAAUUGCAGUGCUCGACCUUGUCGCGGCCAAGCCGGUCACGCUCCUGAAGAACCAUCAACGAACGGUAGUGAGCUUAGGGUCAGCGAGUCGAGGCACACGGAUCCUAAGCGGUGCAUUGGACGGACACGUCAAAGUGUUCGAGUCGACACAGUGGAAUGUCGUUGCCGGGUUCAAAUACCCGGCCCCGGUGCUGUCUGUCGGCGUGGUGCCGGCCAGCAAUGGCGAAGACCAUCAUCUGGCGGUCGGGCUCCAGUCCGGGCUGCUGUCCAUCCGCACGCGUACCGCGGGCAAAGAAAAGGCGCGCGAGAAGGAGAAGAAGCGGGAAAUGGAGGCGUUGGCGGCCGGUACGAUCGAGGAGUACGACCGCAAGAAGCAGAAGCAGGCGCGGACGCGCGGGUGGGAGGCGAGGAUACGCGGGAAGGAUUAUAAGGGCGAGGAUGCGGAUCUGGUCAUCGAGGGCAACGUGCGGUCGAAGCAGAAGAAGUUGCCGGAGUGGGAGGGAUUUCUGCGGAGUGGCGAGUUCGCAAAGGCGCUUGACGUGGUGCUAGAACCCAAGAACCCAUCCAAAACCGACUCCCUCACCCUCUUCACCGCUCUCCGCCACCGAUCGGCACUCCGCAGCGCGCUCGCCAACCGGGACGAAGUGACGUUACAGCCUAUACUACGCUGGUUGAACCGAGCGAUCAACGACCCCCGACACGUGAAGCUGACCACGGACAUCGCGCUGGUCAUGCUGGACGAAUACGCGCAGCACAUGGGGCAGAGCGAGGAGAUCGACGCGAUGUUGAUGGCACUGUACGAGGGGGUCCGGAAGAACGUGGAGUUGGCGCAGCAGGCAUGGGCGACGAAGGGGAUGUUGGAUCUUUUGGGGUCGGGGCAAUGAGGUUGGGGGGUAAUGGAAUUCACCGCCAUAUGUGCAUCAUAGCGAGGCGUCGGGUCAUUGUCUAAGGGUCAACACAUCAGGCUAUAUCAUGUUUGCUCGUUUAGAGUUGGAUGAUUCCGAUUUCAAAGUCGACUCAGAUCGAGUUGGAGUCUUAUAUGAUAGACAAAGAAUUUGGAUGAACCAAUGCUGCAUUGAUGCAUCACUUUCAGUCAUGACUCGAUCUGAGGCUCAUCUGAUUUAUCUAAGCCGGGUCAACGCAGACGGCGUUUCCUAACCAUGAAUCGGCUCUGGGAGAAUCCCAAAGUCCUAAACGCCAUUGCCGACGUUGAAAUAGCCUCACAAUGGAUCGCCUUCAAACA